AUGUCUGCUACUGCUACCACCACUACAACCUCCCAAUUGCAAUUGAACUCCACUUCAAUUGAACACGCUUUGUCUGAUGUUGUCAAGACCGAUGACUGGAGUGACUUCCAAUUCAGACCAAUUAGAGAAUCCACUGUCUCUAGAGCCAUGACCUCUCGUUACUUCAAGGACUUGGACAAGUUUGCCGUCUCUGAUGUUGUUAUUAUCGGUUGUGGUUCCUCCGGUCUAUCAGCCGCCUAUGUCAUUGCUAAAAACAGACCAGACCUAAAAAUCGCCAUUCUAGAGGCCAAUGUCGCCCCAGGUGGUGGUGCUUGGUUGGGUGGCCAAUUAUUCAGCGCCAUGAUCAUGAGAAAGCCAGCUGACUUGUUCCUAAAGGAAUUGGAAAUUCCUUAUGAAGAUGAAGGUGACUACGUAGUUGUCAAGCACGCCGCUUUGUUCACCUCUACUGUCUUGUCCAAGGUUCUACAAUUCCCAAAUGUUAAGUUGUUUAACGCCACUGCUGUCGAAGACUUAGUUACAAGACCAGCUGGUCCAAACGGUGAAGUUAGUGUCGCCGGUGUCGUUACAAACUGGACUUUGGUCACCAUGGCUCACGACUUACAAAGUUGUAUGGAUCCAAACGUCAUCGAAUUGUCUGGUUACAAGGAAGAUGGUACCCGUGACCCAUCAAAGAAGCAUGGUGUUGUCUUAUCCACCACUGGUCAUGACGGUCCAUUCGGUGCUUUCUCAGCUAAGAGAAUUGUUUCCAUUGACAAGAACAAGAAAUUGGCUGGUAUGAAAGGUCUGGACAUGAACAAUGCCGAAGCAGGUGUUGUUAAGAACUCUGGUUCUUACAAUGGUGUUGGCUCUAUGUACUUUGCUGGUAUGGAAGUUGCCGAGCUGGAAGGCUGCAACAGAAUGGGACCAACCUUCGGUGCUAUGGCUGUUUCCGGUAUCAAAGCUGGUGAAGAAAUCUUGAAGCACUUCGCUGAGUAA
Messenger RNA from Nakaseomyces glabratus, 975 nucleotides. RefSeq names its product thiamine thiazole synthase (gene THI4). The record is from RefSeq and is a predicted model, not a curated record. Lineage: Eukaryota; Fungi; Ascomycota; Saccharomycetes; Saccharomycetales; Saccharomycetaceae. Gene Ontology annotation, biological process: thiamine biosynthetic process.